CUUCUACCGCCGGUGGUUUGGCUUAAUCGAGUGUGGUGGAAUCAGAAAGGGGCAGCGCGCGACUGCUGCACGCGGCGAAGGCGUCCCACGGACACACUGCGGGUGCCGCCACGCGCAGCCCGGCCUCCGCUGCGCGCCGCCGCCACCAACCCCCAUAAAAGGCACAGCUGAGCCAGACCCACAGCGCGCGCGCGCCGCCGCGCAAGGACACAAGAUGCUCAUGAACGCCGACGAGUUCGACGACGACUUCGGGGACCCGCGGUCCAUGCGGUCCGGCAUCGCGGGUCUAGAUCUGGAGAGCAGCGGCGAGGCCAAACAAGAAAGCAAGUCGCCCUUGGACCGGCCGUCGCGGGGCCGCCACUCGCGCAAGAAGAAGAUGGCGCCUCCCUCCAUGGCGCCGCCGACCAUGAAGCCUCCCUCUAUGGCGCCGCCGCGCGACCUGUAUUCCGAGUCGAAGGACGAGGAAAAGUCGUCAGGUUUUGGCUCUGCGGGCGCCCUGGGCGAGUCGACGCAGUCCCGGGCGCGAGCCCUAGCGAAGCAGCGCCAGAUCCAGAUGCAGCGGCGCCAGCAGGCUUUGCAGGCUUCUACCAUGUCUCGGGGCGCCGCGCACAUGUCGUCUGAAGGCCAUACGUUCACGCCCGGCGUGGCCCAGUUCUCCGCACCUAGAGCCCAGAAGAACGUCCAGGAGUACGGCGCCUUCGGGCGAAGUCGGAGAGACGAUUUCAAUGAUGAACCUGAUCCGGCCUGGGGGUCUCGCAAAAAUCAGGAGAAGGACUACUCUGCAAGGAACGUUUCCAGAGAAGAACGCCAGUUCGGCGAGCGGUUCGCGCCCGUCGAUCAAAGGGAUAUGGCGUCGCCCUAUCGCAGUCGUAGAGAUGAGCGGGACGAGGAGCCUCCGCCUCGUAGGGAACGAGUCUACCGCGACGACGACGAGCGCUAUUCGAGACCGGUGCAGGAGGCGCGGGAGCGGGAGAGGAGGCGCGAUUACGAUGAUCGACAAUACGACGAGCCCUCGCCCCAGCGCUACGACGAGCCCUCGCCGGGCCGGGACCACCGGUCGAGCUACGACGACAGGAGACGUUAUGAUGAGGAGGACGAGUAUUUUGACCGGAGGAGGCGGGAGGAGCCGUCUCGCUCUCGUCGGGACGACUAUGACUAUGACGAUCGGGACCGGAGGCGUGACGACGACUACGAUCGGAGGCGCGACGAGUAUGACGACUACGACCGGCGCGAGCGACGGAGGGAGUCGCCGCCACCCAGAGAACGGGAACGUGAGCGCCGCAGGGACGACUCGCCGCCGCCUCGACGAGAACGCGAAGACCGUCGCAGAGACUAUUCUGAUGACGACGGCUACGACUCGCCGCCCCGACGACGUUCAGAUGACUCGCCUCCUCGCGGAUCGCCGGAACCGCGAGAACCGCGCGACGAGAAGAAGACGCGAAGAAGGAAGAAGGAGCGGAGCCCGUCUCCCGAACCCGAGGAGUACGAGGACGAGCGCGGUCCCAGUCCGGCCUCGGAGACGCCGUCAGCACCGGAAUUCGACGCCUCAGCCUUAGAUUUGAGGGACAUGCGCAAGUUCCUCACGACAGCCUGUCCGCGACGGGCCGGCGUCGUCCAGUGCUCCAUCAAAAGGAACCGAAGCGGCACGAACAAAUUGUUCCCGGAGUAUGCCGUCUACAUGAAGGAGGGCGAUAGGUUCUUGAUGUGUUCGAAGAAGCGGCCGAACAACAAGACGUCGAACUACCUUAUAAGUAUGGGCGAGGGCGAUCUCAAACGGAACUCGAAGAACUACAUUGGCAAGUUGCGAGCUAAUUUUGCGGGCACGGAGUUCCAGGUCUUCGAUUCGGGUGCCAAUCCCUCUUUGAUUGAUACUGGCUCGUCGGAGAGAUGCGAGCUGGGUGCCGUCGUCUACACGGCGAACGUUCUUGGGAGCAGAGGUCCGCGCAAGAUGCAAGCAGCGGUACCCAAACUAGAUCGGGACGGCAAAAGUCGUAGUAUUGAUGUCCUAGCGAAGCUGAAAGCGCAAGAUAAAAAUGACAUCACGUACACGAUCAACAAGCCGCCCCGAUGGAACGACCAGGUCGGUGCCUACGUGCUCAAUUUCAACGGGCGAGUCACGAUGGCGUCGGUCAAGAACUUCCAGCUCGUCGAGCCCGACGAGCAGGACGCGGUCCUCCUGCAGUUCGGACGGGUCGGGAAAGACGAGUUCACGAUGGACUUUCGCUACCCGCUCACGCCGUUCCAGGCCUUCGCGAUCACGCUGUCGAGCUUCGACUCGAAGAUCGCGUGCGACUAGCCACCGCGCAAUUCCCUCCCCCCCAGUAGUGUUCCUGCCUAAGGAGCUAUAUUUUUA
Pelagomonas calceolata is the source of this 2353-nucleotide messenger RNA. NCBI's taxonomy places the organism in Eukaryota, Pelagophyceae, Pelagomonadales, Pelagomonadaceae. The record is from the annotation of a GenBank genome assembly.